GAUUCACGUUCAUUCAUGUUGCUGCUGUCCCUGUUUUUUUUUUCGCUAUAUAAAUCCCCCAGAUCUGAAGCAAUCAGUCAAUCAACAUCUCAAAGCUUAGGAUAUGACGUUGAGGGGGCUCUGCGAAAUGUGGAUCACAUCAUGAAAUCCUCCGGAGGAUCUGGGACAAACCUAGAUAUAAACACACAAAGAGUGAAAAAGCCAUGUUUACAAAUACCAAAGGUCCUUAACCUGCUCCUUCUACUCACAGGUCUUGCUUCCGGUAACGAGACCUCAACUGCGACACCGCCUCAUGUGACAAGCGCUCCGACUUUAGCAUUCUACAUUUUGGACAUCGCUGUUGAUGUGACUGGGCCUGUGAAGAAUGAAUCAGAAAUUACUUCCUGGCUCCAGGAGGUGUUCCAAAACAGUCUGGGGAGCUGUGUUUCUUCGCAAACCGAAAACCCAACCGCUUUACCCGCUCAGUUGCAAACUGUAUCUGCAAACACUUCAGUCGGGACAACAACUGCCGCAACGACAAACGGGACUCAAAGCAACGUCACGACCACAGCUAUGUUACAAAGCAACAACACAACUGCAGCCACAACUACACUGCAAAACAGUACAACUACAGCCACAACUGCAUUACAAAACAACACUGCUGCAGCUACAAGCACUUUACAAAACAAUAAUACUACUACAGUAACCACAACAUUACAAAACAACAACACUACCAUGACUACUACAACAUUACAAAUCUCAAAUACAGCUACAGCAGUACAAACCUUUGGCACGACUGGAGCUAUAAGAAAUAUGCAAAUUUCAGACACAAAUGCAGUUAUUACCAUUAAAGGUACACCCAAUGAUGCAGGCAGCAACAGAGCAAAGAUCACAACCAACGACGCAGCCAAAACGGCAGAAAAAAAGAUUCCUAGCUCGAACAAUGCACGUUUCAUUCGACAAGCCAUCCUUAGCAGCAAAUCAAGUGACUUAUUUCAGGGAAUGGAAGUUUCCUGUGCGAAGAAGACUGAAAUCAGAAAGACCAACUGCUUUGUGAUCUUGGCGCUGAGGCAGAGUGUGGCGCCUUGUUGUAUCCUGCAAACACUCUGCAAUCAAAAUUCCUCUGACAUCCAUACACGGGGGAAAAGAGCCAAUCGUUUGAAUCCCCUAAACAAUAACUGCAGCAGUGAUCAUUUGGAGGAAAACAUCUGUAUUUAUACACAAAAUUCAACCAAUUCAAAAUGUAAAGCGUUUGGGGCGCUUCCGUGUGGUGCAGGUAAAAAUAAAAACUGCAGCUGCGGUGCUUACUGCAAUGGGACUGAUGCAUAUUACACUUUUGAAAUUUCAAUACAAGAUCCUGAGAUGAGCCACACCUACCCGCUGUCACUGAUUCCCCAGCUGAACCAGAGCUGCUCUCCAACAACAAAUGUCUCUUGUGCUUUGUCCUCCAUUGCUUCUAAAUACAAGAAUGCCGCCGCGGACUGUGCUCAAGCCGGAGCGAUCGCUCAGAUUUGCAGAGUGAUUUUACAGUUGGCUGAAGAAGCUCCCAUCUGUAACGUGUCCGCAGCCAUAACGACCGUGUUUCGGUUGGAGAAGAACAUAACGUUUGAUGGGCGAAUAACCAGAGCAGCUAUCUGUGGUCAUCCAAAUGUCAGUGGCAAUUUGCUAGACUCUCAGUUCACAUGGAUUAACACCACCCUUGAGCAUGCAGAGUUUUGCACAGUACAGGAAGGCUCUCCCCCUUUACUCUCCACCCAAACCUGUCAAUCCGGGGAAAAUGUGGUGGUGCAACUGAAGGAACAGUGUGUUCCAGCGAUCUCACCCACGGCCAGCCCAAAUGUGACAACCACACAACCGAACACCGCCUCCAGCAAUACGACGUCAUCCCCGGCGAACGCAACAUCAGCAUACCCGGACGUCACCACCGCCUCACCUAAUGAAACAGAGAUCCGAGCCAACGCUCUUCUUGAGCUGACCGCCAAUGUGUCCAGACUAAACUCCAGUCUCGUGAACGAGCUUGUGUCUCACUUGGAGGAUCUGUUGUCAGGCCCCAAUAUCAGCCUGGCUCUGGCUAAUACGAGCAUCCACAUCGUCAGCAACCUGCUGGACGCUUCUGCCGAGACACUGGCCAGCUCCUCCAACAGAAUUAUAAGGAUUGUUGAUACAGUGGGCCUUAAAUUGAUCCUUGAACAAGAAACAGAGACUCUCUUGUCGCCAGCUUUGGCUCUGUCUGUCAAAGCAGUGGAUGGUAGUGAUUUUCAACAAGUCCUCUUCUCCAUCUCAGACCCCAGCAAUGCACAGGUCCGAGGAGAUCCCAGGUUCCGAAGGAAUGUGAGGAACGACGACUCCAUCCCUCAGGGCUCCAUCACACUGCCCGCCUCCCUCACUCAAAACCUAACCUCUGAGGAGCAGCAGAUGGCCUCCAGAGUCCAUUUCAACUUUUACCAGAAGAGCACUUUAUUUCAGGACAGAUCCUUAGGAACACGUCGACUUAACAGCGGGAUCAUUGGAGCGAGUUUGGCAAAUUUGACAACCACAGGACUGCAGGAUGAAGUUAUGAUUCGACUCAGGAACCUGGAACCAGUUCCUGCUAAUUAUGUGGCUACAUGCGUCUUCUGGGACUUCACAUUAAAUGACAGAUCGGGUGGCUGGAACAAAAACGGCUGUUAUGUUCAAAACAGCACAGACAACUUGACAGUUUGUGGCUGCAACCAUCUGACCGCCUUUUCGAUCCUGCUGGACCUCGCCAGGGAGCCUCUAACCAGUCGAGUGCAAGCCACUAUUUUGACCUUCAUCACAUAUAUUGGCUGCGGGAUCUCUGCCAUUUUCCUGGCAUUGACACUCCUCACAUACUUGGCCUUUGGCAAACUGCGCAAGGACAGCCCAUCCAAAAUCCUGAUCCAGCUGUGUGUGGCUCUCCUGCUGCUCAACCUGAUCUUCCUGGUGGACGCUUGGUUGGCUCUGUACCCGGACGCCGUGGGCCUCUGCAUCUCCACCGCCUGGUUCCUCCACUACUUCCUGCUGGCCGCCUUCACCUGGAUGGGCCUGGAGGCGGUGCACAUGUACCUGGGCCUCAUCAAGGUGUUCAACUCGUACGUCCCGUAUUAUAUGCUCAGGUUCUCGCUGGCGGGCUGGGGCGUCCCCAUGAUUGUGGUCAUCAUUGUCAUAGCCGUCGACAAAAACAACUAUGGCCUGGUGUCCUACGGGAGGUUUUCCGAUGGCACAACUGACGACUUCUGUUGGCUGAAAAACGACAUUGCCUUCUUCGUGGCGGUGGUGGCCUACUUCUGCGUCAUCUUCCUGUUCAACUUCAUCAUGUUCGUCGUGGUGCUGGUCCAGCUCCAUAAGAUCAAGCGGCAGAACCCGCACAACUCACAGCACCGCUCCACGGGACAGAAUGUGCGCAGCGUCGUGGGCAUUACAAUCCUGCUCGGCCUCACCUGGGGCUUUGCCUUUUUUGCCUGGGGGCCCCUCAACCUGCCAUUCAUGUACCUCUUUGCCAUCUGUAACGCCUUCCAAGGUUUCUUCAUAUUCGUGUUCCACUGUGCGAUGAAGGAUGUGGUGAGGAGGCAGUGGCAGACAUACCUCUGCUUUGGAAAAAUUAGGCUGGCUGAGAACUCAGAAUGGAGUAGCACGGCAAUCCAGAAGAGAGCUACGUCCCUUUCCUCGUCGUCGUCACAGUCCAACAACUCGUCCAGUUCGUCGUCUUUCCUCAGUCACAACUUGUGCCUGACUCACGGCAUAGGAAAUCCAUUAGAAGACAGAAUCAUCACCGGUGACGAAGAACCCAGCCUGGAUGUCGUCCUCAACGACCUCAACAGGGAGCAUAGAAACCAUCAGACACCCUCACGCACACAUCCACAUUAUACUUAACUUCCAUCACAACCAGAUGUAGCGGACAUGCGCUCCGCAAAUCGAGGUGCCACAGAGACUCGCAACCACUUGAGAACCCCACUUCUCCACGCUGCCCUGCUGUGAGACAGCGACUAGGACAGUGCCUGGUGUACGUCAAGUGGACCUUAACCUAAUUAGCAGCUUCCCAUCAAAUCUUGAUUCCAGUCUUCAAAAGACUGCCUCCCGGACCAAAUGUUUGGGGGAGACCAUGUGGUUAAUAUUCGAACCUGCUCAUGAGGGGCCACCCGUGGACGCGCCUCUGUUUGUUAACAGCAGAUAAAAUGUCUUUUGAUAUCUUGCAAACUCUAUAGAAACAUUCCAAAUGUAUGCCUUGCUGUCUGUGUCACUAUUCUCAGUUCGACAGGUCCUCUGCAAGAUUUUGAAAGCUGUUCAUGAUUUGAAAUCAAACAGUACGAAAUGUUGUAUUGAACAAUAAACAACCCAUCUGCCACGACCAAAGUUUAAACAAUGAUUCUAUGCGUGAGAGUACAAAGUUGGGAGUGUUUUAGAUUAUGAUUUUAAACCAAUUUACUCCAAUUUGUAGACAAGAUUCAGGCUGAUGGGUGUGGUCUUCUCCAAGUCGGCAAUUCCUCUUCCUACACCCUGCCUCUGGGGUAUUUAACUAUGAAUUCACACUUUCCUCCGUGAGUUGAGUCUAGUCUUGUUCCUCCUCUCCUCGUACCUUGCUGGCAGCUCGCCAGCUGGUUGGCCUCAGGCCAACUCCCUCCCCCUUCUUUUUUCUUCUUUGUCCUCGGGCGCCUCCGGGAGCCACCACGUGCGCGAACGCCCGCUGCAACCAAGCCGGCGGCGUUUUCGAUCGAAGAAGCCGGCCAUGCGGCUCAGAUCGCUUUCCCUAGCGACGAUCGGUGGGAGGGGCCUCAGCAAGCAACUACCGGCAUCCCGUACGCCUCUGAGGGCCAGAGCUCGGCCCGCCACCAGUUCCACCAGCAGGAAAGUUAUGAGCGGCGGUACCCCAAACGGGACAACAACUUUCCUUCCCCAUUUCUUUUUAUUUUGUGCAUCUUGUUUUUCUUCAACCAAACCUGCUUCAUUUCUGCCUGAGGGCCGGAGGAAGACCACCCCGAAAGACCAGCUGAUCUGCGCUCGUGAGUCGACACUGCAAUCUUUACUAUGAUGUACAACAUCAGUGCCUAAUAAUUUUGGAGAAAUUACUAGCUUCACACGAAAUCCCAACUUUGUCUUCUCUCGCUCUGACUCAACGCAGUAAACGGUCACUUAUUUUAGCCCAGCGACCACACACGAUGUCCUCGUUUCCAUUUCCGUACGCCUCAUUUUCUUUCUUUUACCCUUAGUGUUAUUUUCCUUUUUGUAGUUGUAGCUGUGUGUUUCAUUAAAUAUAAAAUUCAA
This is a messenger RNA of Phyllopteryx taeniolatus (common seadragon), 5241 nucleotides long. RefSeq names its product adhesion G-protein coupled receptor G2-like. The transcript has 31 exons. The record is from RefSeq and is a predicted model, not a curated record. Gene Ontology annotation, cellular component: membrane. Gene Ontology annotation, biological process: adenylate cyclase-activating G protein-coupled receptor signaling pathway; cell surface receptor signaling pathway. Gene Ontology annotation, molecular function: G protein-coupled receptor activity. Lineage: Eukaryota; Metazoa; Chordata; Actinopteri; Syngnathiformes; Syngnathidae. Bases 16 to 3852 code for a protein of 1278 amino acids.